AUGGCCGGGUGCCGGCAGGCUGCGCCGUGGGCCUGGGCGUGCGUGGCGGCGGCCGCCCUGCUGCUCGCGGGCGGGCUGGUGCGCGGCGACUGCUGGCUGAUCGAGGGCGACAAGGGCUUCGUGUGGCUGGCCAUCUGCAGCCAGAACCAGCCGCCCUACGAGGCCAUCCCGCAGCAGAUAAACAGCACCGUCGUGGACCUGCGGCUGAACGAGAACCGCAUCCGCAGCGUGCAGUACGCCGCGCUGAGCCGCUUCGGCAACCUCACGUACCUCAACCUCACCAAGAACGAGAUCGGCUACAUCGAGGACGGCGCCUUCUCGGGCCAGUUCAACCUGCAGGUGCUGCAGCUGGGCUACAACCGGCUGCGCAACCUGACGGAGGGCGCGCUGCGCGGCCUGAGCAAGCUGGAGUACCUGUACCUGCAGGCCAACCUCAUCGAGGUGGUGGCGCCCGGCGCCUUCUGGGAGUGCCCCAACAUCGUCAACGUCGACCUGUCCAUGAACCGCAUCCAGCGGCUGCACAGCGCCACCUUCGCGGGCCUGGCCAAGCUGUCCGUGUGCGAGCUCUACAGCAACCCCUUCUACUGCUCCUGCGAGCUGCUGGGCUUCCUGCGCUGGCUGGCGGCCUUCACCAACGCCACGCAGACCUACGACCGCGUGCAGUGCGAGUCGCCGCCGCUCUACUCGGGCUACUCCCUCCUGGGCCAGGGCCGCCACGGCCAGCGCAGCGUCCUCAGCAAGCUGCAGUCCGUGUGCACCGACGCCUCCUACGCGGCCGAGACCCGCCCGGCGCCCGGCCGCUCGCCGCCGCCGCCGCCGCCCCCCGCGCCGCCCGCGGAGCCCAGCGAGGGCCCCUGCGCCGAGGAUGAGUGCUUCUCCGGCGACGGCACCACGCCGCUGGUGGCCCUGCCCACGCUGGCCCCGCAGGCCGAGGCCCGCCCGCUCAUGAAGGUCACGCAGCUGACGCAGAACUCGGCCACCAUCACGGUCCAGCUGCCCAGCCCGUUCAACCGCAUGUACACGCUGGAGCACUUCAACAACAGCAGGUCGUCCACCGUGUCCAGGCUGACCCGGGCCCAGGAGGAGAUCCGCCUGACCAACCUCUACGCGCUCACCAACUACACCUACUGCGUGGUCUCCACCAGCUCGGGGCUGCAUCACAACCACACCUGCCUCACCAUCUGCCUGCCCAAGCCGCCCAGCCCGCCGGGCCCCGUGCCCGGCUCCUCCACGGCCACGCGCUACAUCAUGACCGUCCUGGGCUGCCUCUUCGGCAUGGUGCUGGUGCUCGGCGCCGUCUACUACUGCCUGCGGCGGCGGCGGCGCCGGGAGGAGCAGCAGCAGAAGGCCGCCGCGGCGGCCGCGGCCGGCAGCCUCCAGAAGACGGUCAUCGAGCUCAAGUACGGGCCCGAGAUGGAGGCGCCCGGCCUGGCCCCGCUGUCCCAGGGCCCGCUGCUGGGCCCCGAGGCCGUGACCCGCGUGCCGUACCUGCCGGCGGCCGCCGGCGAGCUGGAGCAGUACAAGCUGGCGGAGGGCGGCGAGACGCCCAAGGCCAGCAAGGGCAGCUACCUGGAGGUGCGUUCAGGGGGGCAGGCGGAGCGCAGGGACGGGGGGCCGGGCCCCGACAGCCGCAGCUCGGUGGCCGAGAUCUCCACCAUCGCCAAGGAGGUGGACAAGGUCAACCAGAUCAUCAACAACUGCAUCGACGCCCUCAAGUCCGAGUCCACCUCCUUCCAGGGCGGCAAGGCGGGGGCCGCGGCCGAGCCGCAGCUGGUGCUGCUGUCCGAGCCGCUGGCCGGCAAGCACGGCUUCCUGGCGCCCGCCUACAAGGACGCCUUCAGCCACAGCCUGCAGCGGCAUCACAGCGCGGAGGCCGCCCCCGGGGCCCCGCGCGCCAGCACCUCGUCCAGCGGCUCCGCGCGCAGCCCGCGGCCCUACCGCGCCGAGGCCGCCGGGCCGCACAAGGCCGCGGCCGCCGAGGCCAAGUACAUCGAGAAGAGCUCGCCCGCGGCCGACGCCAUCCUCACUGUGACCCCCGCGGCCGCCGUGCUGCGGGCCGAGGCUGAGAAGAGCCGCCAGUACGGUGAGCACCGGCACUCGUACCCCGGCUCCCACCCCGCCGAGACGCCCCUGCCCCACGAGGGCCCCGGCGGCCGCAAGGCGUCCAUCCUGGAGCCUCUGACCCGGCCGCGGCCCCGCGACCUGGCCUACUCGCAGCUGUCCCCGCAGUACCAUAACCUGAGCUACUCCUCCAGCCCCGAAUACACCUGCAGGGCCUCCCAGAGCAUCUGGGAGCGCUUCAGACUGAGCCGCCGGCGGCACAAGGACAACGGGGAGUUCGUGGCGGCCGGCCACGCCCUGCGCAAGAAGGUCCAGUUCGCCCAAGAUGAGGACCUGCACGACAUCCUGGACUACUGGAAGGGCGUGUCCGCACAGCACAAGUCCUGAGCCCCCCCCCCCCACGCCAGGCGCCCGGUGCCCGCGCCCUCCCCGAAACUCGUGAUGCCCACUGGACCAAAAAGGACACAAGAGCCACUGCAGCUGUUUGUAACCCAGAGACCCACGGGACACACCCACACACACACGCUAGCAGCUGUUAAAGCCCUGGGCUUUGCAGAGGAAGUGGGGAGGGGGCACUGACAGUAUGAACGGGAGGUGAACCGUGGCCGAGCACGUGUACCUGCCCUGAGUCAUUCUCACCGGUGUGAGCGGGCCCGUACACACACACACAUACACACCACCAUACAGACACACCACACACACACACACCACCACCACCACACAGACACACCCCACGCACACACCCCACACACAGACACACACACAAGGGACUUCGGAAAACUGUGUCUUAGGGAUGGGGGGUGGGGGUUUUUUUUU
Messenger RNA from Globicephala melas (long-finned pilot whale), 2877 nucleotides. RefSeq names its product extracellular leucine rich repeat and fibronectin type III domain containing 1 (gene ELFN1). The record is from RefSeq and is a predicted model, not a curated record. Gene Ontology annotation, molecular function: protein binding. Gene Ontology annotation, cellular component: plasma membrane. NCBI's taxonomy places the organism in Eukaryota, Metazoa, Chordata, Mammalia, Artiodactyla, Delphinidae.